ACCAGGGAGCCAGGCCACAUAAUUAUAAAGCCAUCAUUAAUUAAUUUAAGAGAUGUCGUCGAUGAGUUCAAUAAUAUCAACGUCCCACCUUCAGCUCCAGGAGGACAAUGUGGUGUGAGGAAAGAUGGGCGUCGUUGUUCUUAAAUUGACCUGCAUGUGCUUGCUUAUUCUUCAUCAUUUCGCAUCAGUUAGUGGAUAUUGCCUUGACAAUGUUGCCAGAGGAAAACCUGCUGUACAAAGUUCUAUAGGGUAUAGUGCAAGUCCAGGUCGAGCAGUAGACGGAAACGGAGAUCUUCACUGGGGAGGUUCAUCGUGUACGUACAGCCCCGGAACCAGUAGUCAUCCACUGCCGUGGUGGCGGGUGGAUCUGCAGAAGGUCGUUAACGUUGAGGCGGUCACCAUCGUUAACAGAGGAUUCAGCGAAUUGGCCUGGCGUCUACACAACUUUGACGUUGAAGUAUUCUCAGUUGAUCCAGUUGUAAACCCUGGAGAGAACAGUCAGAUGUGUUUUUCCUUCUUUGGGGAAUUUGGGAGUGCAGUUACAGAAACUCUUAGAUGCAUGUAUCCCGUUGAGGGGCGCUAUGUCCGGAUAAAGAAGAGGCAACAUCUGAAUAGUGAGGACAGGCUAACUCUGUGUGAAGUGGCAGUCCACCCAAAGAUAUAUGAAAAUAACUGCAGCUUCAGUCAGAGGUCCCCGUCCACAUUUGUGCCCUACACAGAGAUGUAUCACACGACCAGACCAAGGCAUGAAAUCACCGGUAGCUUGAAGACCUGCAUGAUUGAAUGUAAACGGAUGUGGGCAUGUGAUGGCUUUAACUUUAAUAUCCUGGACAGCAACAAUAGUAAUGGAACAUGUGAGUUUGUGUCUGUGUCACUGGCAAAACUGUACAACAAACCGGGAUGGACAUUUUACAAGGCCAUGUGUUAAGAAACUCCAGCAAAACAUGUAUAGGAAAUAGUAUGUCGGCAGGGUUGCUCAACCCUAGCUUGACAUGUGUCAAAGACAAAGUUGCUUUUAUCGGUUAUGUUGAGGUUUAUGAAAACAGCAUACAUAUCUUUUAGAUACUGUUAGAACUUGAGCACAUGGAGUAACAGUGGGGGUAGCUUGGAUGGACAAAUCACUCAUCUUUGUAUUGGUACAAUCUGAAGCGUUCCUGCAAAUUUGAAAGUUAGGAAAUUUUAAUAAGGAACUUGAAGGCAAAAAGUGAUCUUCUCGAAAACUAAUAUUGCUUUAACAAAUACCCUGAGACAUGUUUUUCUUUUUCAUGCUACGUAUGAAGGCAUACACAAUCAUGCAGCCCACAUAUACAGCGACAAAGUUAAAGUGGUCACAAGUGCACAAACGUACCGUCACCAACACAGUAGUAUGCACACAAAUGAAGGUUAUAUAUUAUGUUAACAGUUACUACUUUUUCUCAGUUGGUUUGAAUUCGAAUAAAAGUACAAGUUCACAAAAGAUUCUUGAAAACUCUUGACACUGAUGUUAAAAAUGUAAUUCACAAGGAGGGUAACUUGGAUGGAGACAUCACACAGCUUUGUAUUGAUACGAUCUGAAGCAUUUCUGCAAAUUGUAAAAUUAGGAAAUGUUGAUAAGGAGGCUUUUUUAACAGAGCACUUGAAGGCAAAAAAGUGUUCUUCUCGAAAACUAAUAUUGCUUUAACAAAUACCCUGUGACAUGUUUUACUUUUUUAUGCUACGUAUGAAGGCAUACACAAUGAUGCAGCCCACAUAUACAGCGAUAAAGUUAAAGUGGUCACAAGUGCAGAAACGUACCGUCACCAACACAGUAGUAUGCACACAAAUCAAUUCACAGAACUGACUCAUUCAGGCACGUUUAUAACGAAUGACAAACCGCUGAAGAGGACACAAGUGCACAGACCUACCUGCACAAACACAGUUGUAUGCACACACGCAAUUUACGAUAUAUAAGCAUCAGUGUAUGCAUUGCCUUCUUCCUUGGAAAGGGGGUAACUGAUUUUUGUUAAACGUGGCUCAUCACCACGUUUCUUCUCUCAACGUGAUAACUUAUGUAUGUCCUCUCUGUAUCAAGCUUGCUUUCUAUUGUAAUAAUACUUUUUACAUGGGAAGUUUUCGAUAGCACUAGGUGUUAUCACAGAAUUCACUGGACUAUUCAUAUCAUUUUCACAUUUGUUUUGCCCUUUACACCAAAUUGAAUCUUGUUCGGUCGACAAUCAAGAAUGGUCAUUCGCUUGCAUUGACGUUAAUUAUAUAUUUAUGUUAACAGUUACUACUUUUUCUCAGUUGGUUUGAAUUCGAAUAAAAGUACAAGUUCACAAAGAUUCUUGAUAACUCUUGACACUGAUGUUAAAAAUGUAAAUCACAAUGUAUAUAUAUAUAUAUUUAAGAAUUGACUUGAACUUUGUGUGAGUUCAUUGGAGUAUGAACCUUCAUAGAGUGAGGGUCAAACUGUAUGAACGUCAAAGAGAGAGGUGACAUGAGCGUAUCUAUGCAUAAUUUGCCCUUGAGAAACAUCUGACACAACAUAUGUCGUCAAAUAAUGUCACCAUUUGACGAGAAAGGUCGGUGAAGAACUACCUCAGUAAGUCAGUCACAAUGACAGCUUGAGGUAAUACAUUUACAUCAAGUACAAGACGUCAAAAUGGCCGACACGAUAAACUUGUAAGGAGAGAUUUCAGAAGUUGUCAAUUAACCUGUGGCGUGUACAUGUGUUUUAGUCAUCAUUGAUUGAUUGGCCGAUCAUUGAAAGGUGAUUAAAGAUGUGUCAAAUAGAUACAAGGGUAAAUUCAUAGAUUGCUGUGGACUGCUGUCACUGUCAGCCAAGACACGGAUUGAGUCGAUACUACGAUAGUUUGGAUGUGCAUUUCUUCGUUUUGUUCACUUGGAUGGGUCGUAGCGAGGAUAUUCGUGAACGAUCAUGCAGUCAUUUUCUCUCAAUU
Haliotis rufescens (red abalone) is the source of this 2918-nucleotide messenger RNA. Its product is annotated as fucolectin-like. Lineage: Eukaryota; Metazoa; Mollusca; Gastropoda; Lepetellida; Haliotidae. Bases 125 to 928 code for a protein of 267 amino acids. The transcript is spliced from 4 exons. The record is from RefSeq and is a predicted model, not a curated record.